Messenger RNA from Lates calcarifer (barramundi perch), 1612 nucleotides. RefSeq names its product adenosine receptor A1-like. Gene Ontology annotation, cellular component: dendrite; membrane; synapse. Gene Ontology annotation, molecular function: G protein-coupled adenosine receptor activity. Gene Ontology annotation, biological process: G protein-coupled adenosine receptor signaling pathway. The record is from RefSeq and is a predicted model, not a curated record. NCBI's taxonomy places the organism in Eukaryota, Metazoa, Chordata, Actinopteri, Centropomidae.
UUUUCAGACCCCUUGAUUGUGUAUAUUAUCAAAAAACUGCAAAAGGCUGAGGGCUUCCUCAAAGGUUUCACACAACGUACUCAUACCCAGACUUUCAGACUGCACCAGUUACCAUUCAAGCCAUCAGCCAGGUUGGAAGCACAAUGACUGUGAGUGAAGUGAUCUACACCUUUUUGGAGGUGCUCAUUGCUGUCAGCUGCUGUUUGGGUAACAUGUUGGUUAUUUUUGCUCUGUGGACCAGUAAGAGCAUCCAGCUUCCCACCUUCUGCCUUAUUGUCUCUCUGGCUGUUGCUGAUUUUUUGGUGGGCUGCGUGGCCAUACCUCUGGCUGUGGUGGUUGACGGACGAGUGGAGACUUCAUUUUACGGCUGCCUCUUCAUCAGCUGCAUGGUCAUCCUGUUGACUUUAGUCUCAGUUUUGUCACUGGUGGCUAUUGCAGUGGACCGUUACCUCCGGGUGUACAUCCCUCUCAGGUACAAACGGACUGUAACACGGAAACAUUCAUGGCGUGCGGUAGCAGCAUGUUGGCUUUUUGCAAUACCACCAAGCUUUGCCCCCAUGUUCGGAUGGUACAACCACGAAACCUUGUCUAAUUCAGUCAACUCUACCAUUGUCUGCCAGUUUAUCAGUGUGAUCCCCAUGUCAUAUCUGGUUUACUUCAGCUUUUUCCUCUGCACUUUGACACCUUUGUUGAUUAUGACUGUAUUGUACGGAUUUGUAUUCUGUACCAUUCGAGGAAACCUCAGAGAGAAACCAGGCAGAAGUGCCCAGAAACAAUCUCAGAACUACCUCAGGAAAGAGAAACAGCUGGCAGGAUCUCUGGCCCUGGUACUGGUCCUGUUUGCCCUGUCCUGGCUCCCUCUCCACAUAAUGAACUGCAUUGCUUACUUUGGUGGGCUGAAUGUUGUACCAGAGGUAGCUUUCUAUGUUGGGAUCCUUCUUUCUCAUGCCAACUCAGCUGUAAACCCAGUUGUGUAUGCGUUCAAAAUACAAAAGAUCAGGACUGCAUACCUGAAGAUAUGGAGACGGUAUAUUGCACGUGGAGAAGAAAAUCAAGCAUCUCAUACAAGCCACACGACAGACAACAACCUCAGCAGUAUCAGUGUGACCAAAAAUGAGUGAAAGUACAUUUCCUUGUUUGUGUGCUUCUUUGCUCUAAACAACCCUGUUUUGACUCUUUAUAUGGGGCACAUUGUCAAAUACAAAUGUUAAUACAACAUUUUCUUUGACUCCUCAGAAUGUAUUUUGUUAAGGUGUCUCACAACUGAUUGUAGAAAUUCAACUGAAGGUAUUAUUUGUCAUGAACAGUUGUGUGUACAGUUUUCCCUGCUAUCAGUCUUAGAGUUAUAAUGUAUUAUCUCUGUAUUAGAUGCACAAGAUUAUUGAUAAGGUCAUCUCACUCUGCAAAAUGGCAAAUUAUUGUACUUCCUCAAAUGUGUUCUAUUAAAAGUGUUGUUUCAAGGCUGUUAGGAAGUGAGAAGUUUCUGUAAUAUUUAUAUCACAGACAGAAAUACAUUGUAAACAUUUGAACUAGACCUGCAGUGUUGUGGUGUUGUAGUAACCAGCAAAAAUUAUAGCUUACAACAGAUUUAUUAUCAUUUCUCACAAUAAAA